Molecule: messenger RNA, 306 nt
Organism: Cladocopium goreaui
Lineage: Eukaryota; Dinophyceae; Suessiales; Symbiodiniaceae
Source: the annotation of a GenBank genome assembly
AUGACUGUGCUGAUGAAGAGCGCGGCGGAGCUGAAGAAGAAGUUUCUGGAGACAGACUCCAAGGUGGAUCAGGUCAUUAGCGCAGAAGCCUCUGCAGCUGAGAGGAUGAAGCAGAUGAAGCUCACGGUAGACGAGAAAGAAACCACGUACGAAGCCGCCAAGCGACGUGUGGAGCAGAUUUAUGAAGAACUUCGCGCUGGUGUUAAACAAAAAGCGGAAGUGAAACGCCUCAAAAGGGCCUUGCAAGCUGCCAAGAAGCACCAGGAGCAGGCUGUGUCUUUACUCUCCGAGAAGUUGAAGGAGUAG